Colius striatus (speckled mousebird) is the source of this 894-nucleotide messenger RNA. It is a transcript of the gene TLX1, whose product is annotated as T cell leukemia homeobox 1. Gene Ontology annotation, molecular function: DNA-binding transcription factor activity, RNA polymerase II-specific; RNA polymerase II cis-regulatory region sequence-specific DNA binding. Gene Ontology annotation, cellular component: nucleus. Lineage: Eukaryota; Metazoa; Chordata; Aves; Coliiformes; Coliidae. The record is from RefSeq and is a predicted model, not a curated record. Bases 1 to 894 code for a protein of 297 amino acids. Gene Ontology annotation, biological process: animal organ development; regulation of transcription by RNA polymerase II. The transcript is spliced from 3 exons.
AUGGAGCACCUCGGGGCUCACCACCUUCACCAAGGCCAAGCCGAGCCCAUCAGCUUCGGCAUCGACCAGAUCCUCAACACGUCGGAGCCGGGCAGCUGCAUGGUGUCUCACCCGCGGCUGCAGGACUCGGCGGACUACGGGCUGGGCUGCAUCGUGGGCAGCGCCUACAACACAGUCACGGGCAGCUACGGGGCCAGCGGCGGUACGGCCGGUGCCUACACCGGCACCUCCUGCAGCAUGGGUGGCCUGCCCGGCUCCUACAACGUGAACAUGGCGGUGAGCAUGAACGGCAACACCUUGAGCUCGGCCGGGGGAGUGAUCCGCGUCCCGGCCCAUCGCCCGGUAGCUGGCGGAGUGCACCAGCCCCUCUCCGCCGCCGUCCCGGCCGUGAACGGCAUGAAUAGUCUCACGGGGCUCACCUUUCCCUGGAUGGAGAGCAACAGGCGGUACACAAAAGACAGGUUCACAGGUCACCCCUACCAGAACCGCACUCCCCCCAAGAAGAAGAAGCCGCGCACCUCCUUCACCCGCCUGCAGAUCUGCGAGCUGGAGAAGCGCUUCCACCGACAGAAGUACCUGGCCUCGGCCGAGCGGGCUGCCCUGGCCAAAGCCCUCAAGAUGACGGACGCCCAGGUGAAGACCUGGUUCCAAAACCGACGCACCAAGUGGAGGAGGCAGACGGCGGAGGAGCGGGAGGCCGAGCGACAGCAAGCAAACCGCAUCCUCAUGCAGCUGCAGCAGGAGGCCUUCCAAAAAACCAUCAACCAGCCCAUCCAAGCCGACCCCAUCUGUGUCCACAACUCCUCUCUCUUCGCCCUCCAGAACCUCCAGCCUUGGUCUGAUGACUCCACCAAAAUCACCAGUGUCACCACUGUUGCCUCCGCUUGCGAAUGA